AUGGAUGUGGGUAUGGAUGUGGGUAUAGAUGUGGGUAUGGAUGUGGGUAUACAUGUGGGUACGGAUGUGGGUAUAGAUUUGGGUAUGGAUGUAGGUAUGGAUGUGGGUACGGAUGUGGGUAUAGAUGUGGGUAUGGAUGUGGGUAUACAUGUGGGUAUGGAUGUGGGUACGGAUGUGGGUACGGAUGUGGGUACGGAUGUGGGUAUACAUGUGGGUACAGAUGUGGGUAUGAAUAUGGAUGUGGGUACAGAUGUGGGUAUGAAUGUGGGUACAGAUGUGGGUAUAGAUGUGGGUAUGGAUGUGGGUACGGAUGUGGGUAUGGAUGUGGGUACAGAUGUGGGUAUGAAUGUGGCUAUCGAUGUGGGUAUAGAUGUGGGACAAUGGAUCGGAUCCCAGCCGGAGAAACAAAACAACAACGCUGUAAAAGGGGCAGAGAUGAAUCGGUCUUCUGGUCAGGCUCCGGAGACGGGCACAUCGUGCGCCACUCCCUAG
Messenger RNA from Oncorhynchus masou masou (cherry salmon), 492 nucleotides. RefSeq lists its product as uncharacterized. The transcript has 2 exons. The record is from RefSeq and is a predicted model, not a curated record. The coding region runs from base 1 to 492 and encodes 163 amino acids. NCBI's taxonomy places the organism in Eukaryota, Metazoa, Chordata, Actinopteri, Salmoniformes, Salmonidae.